GCCAUCGCGAAGUGGGGGGUUGAUGGGCCCUUCGAGAGCGUGCACAAGCUAAAUCUGAUCGUCACCAGGUGCAACAAGGACAAGAAGCUGAUCAAUUGGGUGCUCCAUGCGAUCAUCGACCUCUGCUUGAAGGGCACAGUUCAAUGUGGCGAGGUCACGUUCAAGAACCUCAAGGAUGGCAUCGGGGGGAACAAAGGUUUGAUAGACGUGCUGAUCAUGAAGAAACAGAUCCGAGACCACUUGAUUCAUGGCAAGUACUUGGCUGUGUACGGGACCCCCAAGCUUCAGUCCUAUGUCCAGGAAGUCUUUUCCAGCCACGCCGUCUACAGGACGAAGGUGGAGCCGCUGAACGAUGACAUGGAGGUCGACUUGAGCUGGAAGAUGUCUGCUAAGGACGUCGAGAAGAAAAUGUUCCAGUUGACAGGGGAUGUGGUGUUCUCUUCCGAGUACGACCCCCAGCUGCGCUACUGCUGCCGCAAGUCGAAGAGCAUCGAGGAGGUGAUGGAGCAUAAUGGGAUCAAGGAAGACAUCGACAAAGUCUGGGAGGCCCAGGUGAUCGCCCAAGAGUCGACGAAGCGAAAGGAUGAGGAGGAACUGGAUGCCUGUGGUACGGCGCCAGUCAGGAAGCGCCAGACAGUCGACCAGGAGGAGGAUGGUGUGAUGGUUACCCCCUCCCUGGAGGACCCUGCUGACAAGCAUGCCGUCGAGGCUUGGUAUUACAAGCACGCCAAGAAGAAGGUCUUAGACAACGUGAAGCUGGUCUGCGACUCAGGGAAAAGUGAGGCGGCCUUGCAGACAACCAUCUCCCAGACAGCGAUCGGCACCGAGGAGGGCGCCAUGACAGGGCAUGUCCUGAUCCACCCGGGCGUCACGCUGACGGGAGAACCCGUCACAGCACCACACAUCAGGACUGCUCCGUACCGCAAGGAACAGGUGUCUCGUCUGCGGACCGCCGUGAUCAACGCGAGGCGCAAGAGCAUCUCGGACUCCAAGCGCUUGAACCAGGGCGACGUGUACGUGUACCUCGACGGUGGGAAGAAAGGCACCGGGGACAGAGUCAACAAGGUCAUGGUCACCACGAAGGGUCGCUGGAAGGUCGCGUGCCAGUCCGAGGGCGUUGCGAAGAACACCACCAACUUGUUGUUCGAGGAGUCGAGUUUGAAAAACCGCCGAGCUCUGGUCCGUGGGGUGUCUGCGCUCAAGCAGCUUCAGACGAUGCACUUCUAUCACACCAGCGACGCCACCAUACCCGAGAAAAAACGAUCUGUGUAUCCUGGAUCCAACAACGGGAACGUCAUGGGCCCUGUCGCUUACGAGUCAUGGGAGUCCAGCUGGAAGAUGACGGUCGGAGAGAAGCUUAAGUUCUACGGCCCGAACCCCAGUGAAGUAGGGGGCAAGACUAUCGAUGGCGAGGAGAAGGCUAGCGACUGUGAGAGCGUCGAGGUUGACGAGACCGGCGGCGCCGAUCUGGACAGCGCCGAGAAGCCUGAGUUCGAUGUGCCGCUCGUCGGCGGGGGCAGGGGCAGUGGUCGCCAAAUGAAGCAGGCCGUGGAGCCAGUACGCUGGCACGCACUGCCGCGUGAAUUCUACAAGGAGAUCACGUCGAGCUACUACAUCAAGACUGUGAUCGACCUAACGCCCGGCAAUGGGAACUUUGCCCUCCACUGCAUCCAGAAUGGCAUCGGAUACUUGGGAGUCUGCUUCCAGAACGAGGAGCACAAGGCAAUGCUGACGGAGCACCUGAUCAAAGAGUACAUGAUCCUCAUGAAGACCGAGGGCAACAAGCACUACCACGCAAGCUACGCGAAGCACCUCGUUGGGGUGGCUACCAGCGGGCCUGGCGACGAGGAUGAGGCGGCCAAGAGAAAGGCAACUGCAGCGGCCAAGAAGGCGGCGGCUGCCGCCUAG
Messenger RNA from Prorocentrum cordatum, 1908 nucleotides. The record is from the annotation of a GenBank genome assembly. Lineage: Eukaryota; Dinophyceae; Prorocentrales; Prorocentraceae.